Molecule: messenger RNA, 1272 nt
Organism: Ogataea philodendri
Lineage: Eukaryota; Fungi; Ascomycota; Pichiomycetes; Pichiales; Pichiaceae
Exons: 1
Coding region: 1-1272 (423 amino acids)
Biological process (GO): vesicle fusion; exocytosis
Cellular component (GO): SNARE complex; plasma membrane
Molecular function (GO): syntaxin binding; SNAP receptor activity
Source: RefSeq, a predicted model, not a curated record
AUGGGUAUCAGAAACAUGUUUAAACCUCCAAAGGAGAUGUCCAAAAGCGACGUCAAGGAAUAUCUCCAGGACAACGGUGUGCGGGUAAAGGACGACGACAACCCACACCGCAGGAAGUACAGGUUUGGCGAGUUCUCCAAGUAUGCCCAGGCAGAAACAAACGAAAGACCUAUUUUAAUGCCAAGAAUCCACCAGGACCCUUCUUCGCAAAUUUCGUCCGCAGGCUCCUCUGAGGAUCCGUAUAAUCCCGCCACACAAUCAACGGUCUCCAAUGUGACUGGUGAUUUGGCUGGCCAGUCCCACGAGUCCGAAAGAUACAAUGGCGCGCCUUCAUAUCACACUUAUGAUCCGUACGAUAUUCAAUCCACGUCCGGAAACGAACAAAACUUGCAUUCACAACAGCAUCAGCAGCUCCAACAGUUGCAGCAGGUUCCAACAUCUGACCUGGUAACCGAGACGCAAACACAGGAAGACGAUUUCGACCCAAAUAGCUAUCCAGAAGGUGCCACAAGCACUUAUGAUCCGUACCUAGAGUCACAUGUGCAACAACAAGAGGAGGAGAUAGAUGAGGAGGAGGAAGAGAUUAACCGGAUCAGAAGACAGACAAAGGACGUUAGAGAGGCCACGGUCAAGUCCACACAUAAUAUUUUGGGUCACCUGCGUCAAGCAGAUGACACCGCAGCCAACACUUUGGGCGCUGUUGGAGCCCAAAGAGAAAAGAUGUUCGAGAUGGAGAGGUCUUUGAAUUCUAUGGACACGCAUCAACGAUUUGUGGACGAGCAUGUGAAGCAGUUGGAGCAUUAUAAUAGAGGUCUGUUCCACAUCAAGGCCAGUAAUCCGUUCACCAAAAAGUCCAGGAUGAGAGCUGCAGAACAGAAAUUUUUGGCACAGAGACAGGCUGACAGAGAGCGGGAUGCUACUUUGAGCUCGAACUUGUAUCACACUCAAAAUGAGAUUGUGGACCAGUUGAGAGACUCUUCAGAUCCUGUGAUCAAUUCAGAGCUGAAGGAGAAGUACGAGCACGAAAGACGUGUCAAAGAGGCAUCCAAGUAUCUGGGCGAGGAGCACGAUGAAGAGGACGAGAAGAUGGAGGUCGAAUAUAGUAAGAACGUUGACGAAGCGCAGAAACUGGCAACGAACUUGCGUCGCAAGGCCAAUUUGCUAUCUCAGGAGAUUGUGAUGCAAAACAAAAAUCUCAAGGAUAUAAGCGAAAAGGUCAACAAGGUCGACGACAAGUUGGUGCUCACGACUAAUCGCAUAAGGGGAAUAUGA